UCACAUAGGACCAAAAACGAUAGGUUUUAAGGUUUUUCAUUUCUCACCCGACACCCAUCAUAUGUUUAUAAAGUUUUUAAUUAUGGGUCGGUUCGCUUUCGGUUUACUCUGGGUUAGAAGUCCUGAACCAGGUUCAUUGAUAACUUUUGUGUGUGGUUACUGAGGCUAAACUGUUAACUUUAGCUGCAUGGUUGUGUGUGGUUUGGUUCUCGAAUCAUUAUGCGCUAGAGCAUUUGACCAUUAAGUGUUUGUUUCAGUCCUUGGACACUUAAAAUUGAGAAGUAGCAUUUCUCUAGUCUAUGCUGUUUCUUGAGGUUCAUAAACAUUUCACUCGCUGACUGAGGAUGGACUAAGAUAUCUUGGAAGGCAUGUGUCACGAUGUUUGAACUUUAAUGCACACAAGGGAGCUGUGACAUUGUAGGUUUGAGGAUAUUGAAAUGUAAACUUAGUUUCAUAUCAUUUUGGAUUAGGACUUAGUUUUCUUUUUUUAAACACAAUUAGGACUUAGUUUUGUUGUUGUUUUUAACGUUGGGAUUCCAUUAGAAAUCUAAGUAACUGUGAAAAUAAGUGAGCUAGGGACACAUUGACCCACGAGUAUAGUGGUUUUACUUAGUUAUGUAGAAGUCGGCAUAACGUUGAAUAGUAACUCUGAUUCAAAUUUCAAAAAUUAAAUAGAAAGUUGUUGUCUAUAUUUGGCCCACCAAAAGCAAAAGGUGCCACCAUUUUCCCUCCUCUACUCCUACUUUGUCUUUUAUAUAAGGCAACAGCUAGCAGCUACUUGAGUGAUGAAACAGUCUCAAAACUUGUCUUGAAUCCGAGUUCUUACAAAGCAGAGAUGGAGAACGUGGAAGAUGGAGGAAUCUUGACAUACAAUGGUAGAUAUGUUAUGUAUAACGUCCUCGGUAACCUUUUUGAGCUCUCUUCAAAAUACAUUCCUCCUAUUCAACCUGUGGGUCGAGGUGCCUAUGGUAUUGUCUGCUGUGCUACAAACUCAGAGACAAACGAAGAGGUUGCUAUAAAGAAGAUAGCAAACGCUUUUGACAACAGAGUUGAUGCUAAAAGAACUCUCCGGGAGAUCAAACUCCUUUGCCACAUGGAUCACGAUAAUGUUAUCAAAAUGAAAGAUAUAAUCGAGCCACCAGAGAAAGAUAGGUUUGAAGAUGUGUAUAUUGUUUAUGAAUUGAUGGAUACCGAUUUGCACCAGAUCAUAAGAUCUACUCAAACUCUGACCGAUGACCAUUGUCAGUUCUUCCUAUACCAAAUAUUGCGAGGCUUGAAGUACAUACACUCUGCAAAUGUACUACACCGCGACUUGAAACCGAGCAACUUGGUUCUAAACACGAGUUGUGAUCUUAAAAUAUGUGAUUUUGGACUUGCAAGAACGUCAACAGAGACAGACAUGAUGACUGAAUAUGUAGUAACAAGAUGGUACCGUGCACCGGAACUGCUUCUCAACUGCUCGGAGUACACAGGAUCUAUUGAUAUUUGGUCUGUUGGUUGCAUUUUCAUGGAGAUACUCAGAAGAGAAACGCUUUUCCCUGGUAAAGAUUAUGUUCAACAGCUGAAACUUAUCACUGAGCUCAUAGGUUCACCAGAGGAGUCUGAUCUUGACUUCUUGAGAAGUGAUAAUGCGAGAAAGUACUUGAAACAACUCCCACGAGUUCAAAAACAAUCAUUCAGAGAAAAUUUCCCUGAUAUUUCUCCAAUGGCUUUAGAUCUUGCUGAGAAGAUGCUUGUUUUUGAUCCUUCCAAACGCAUCACAGUGGAGGAAGCAUUGAAGCAUCCUUAUUUGGCUAGUCUCCAUGAGAUCAAUGAAGAACCAACGUGUCCUUCUCCUUUUAGCUUUGACUUUGAGGAGUCAACUUUGGAUGAACAAGACAUCAAGGAACUUAUCUGGAGAGAGUCUUUACACUUCAAGAAUAAGCAAUCUCCCACGAUUCAAGACACUUGAAGUAUGAUUAAAUGUCUUGGAACAAGUGAAAAUAGCUGGUAAAAUUCUAUUGUGUGUGUUUUGUUUGAUGGUGAUUGUGCAAGCCAACGAAAGUGAGAAGUUUUGUGUGUGUUAUAUAUGCAUUUACUAAAACGUUAUACACAUCAAUUCAUGUUAAACUUGAUGAAGCAGAGCAGCUAUAAAUUUAUAAAAAAUUAUGUAAUUUGUAUUAUAAAUAAAUAAAUUAAUUGAUGGUAUAGAAGUUUUUUGGGAUAAACUUUAUUAUUAAAUAAAUCUUUAUUCAUGCAA
Brassica rapa (field mustard) is the source of this 2239-nucleotide messenger RNA. Its product is annotated as mitogen-activated protein kinase 13. The record is from RefSeq and is a predicted model, not a curated record. NCBI's taxonomy places the organism in Eukaryota, Viridiplantae, Streptophyta, Magnoliopsida, Brassicales, Brassicaceae. Gene Ontology annotation, molecular function: ATP binding; MAP kinase activity. Gene Ontology annotation, biological process: protein phosphorylation.